CCUUUAUUUAAAUUAUAUGUCUUCUUCAAGUUCAUCAAGGUCACGGUCACCUAGGAAGAAUAAGAAAAGAGUGUAUGUGACAGGUUAUUCUCUUAAAGAGGAUCAACAUGAUAUUAAAAAGUUAUUCAAGAAAUUUGGGAAAAUUGAAGAAUUUGCAUGGAAGGGAAAAUAUUGUUUCAUUGAAUUUAAAGAUCCUGAAGAUGCAGAGAAAGCUGUUAAAAAAAUGAAUAAGGAAGAAGUAAAAGGAUCGGUUUUAUAGGUUGAGAUGGCUCGUGGAAAUAAGCCUAGCAAAAACAAUGGCUUAUGUUAUUCUUGCGGUCAUUCAGGACAUUUAAUACGAUAUAUUUUAUAUCUAUUCAUUUACCUAUUUUUUAGUGCUAAGAAUUGCAGACGUAGAUCAUCAUCAUCUAGUUCAUCUAGCUCUAGUAGUAGUGAGUCUAGAAAAAAACACAAAAAGAAAAAUAAAAAAAGGAAGAGUUCAUCCAGUUCAGAUUCCUCAUCUAGUAGUUCAUCUAGAGAUAAGAAAAAGAAAUAGAAUAAGAAGCGAAAGAGUUCGAAAAAGAAAUCAAAGUCCUCAUCAAGAGGCUCUUCAAAAGACUCACACAAUUCAGAGUCUUCCGGCUCCGUUGAAGGAGAAAAGUAAGAAAGUAACAACAACAAAGAAGAUAAAAAACCUAAAGAUGAAGAGAAUCAAGGGAAGGGAGGUGAUGGUAAGUAAUGAAGUACCAAUGAUAAUAAAUAUAAAAUUAGUGUCCAACAUAUUUCGUAUUUAAA
Paramecium tetraurelia is the source of this 774-nucleotide messenger RNA. RefSeq lists its product as uncharacterized. The record is from RefSeq and is a predicted model, not a curated record. The transcript has 5 exons. Gene Ontology annotation, biological process: mRNA splicing, via spliceosome. Gene Ontology annotation, cellular component: nuclear speck. Gene Ontology annotation, molecular function: mRNA binding. Lineage: Eukaryota; Ciliophora; Oligohymenophorea; Peniculida; Parameciidae.